CAAUGAGAGCGAGCGGCAAGGUCGGGGGCGGGCCCGGUAACGGAAAGGGGCGGUGCCGCUUCCGGCCUCGGGCGGCCGUGGAGGGCACCGCCGUGGACCGGAGUGGACCCGGGUGGACCGGAGCGGGCGAGUGCGGGAGAUGGCUGACUCCGAGCCUGGAGAACGGAACUGUGACAACAUGCUGAAGAUGUUGUCAGACCUGAACAAGGACUUGGGGAAGCUGCUGGAGGAGGUGGAGAGAAUCUCAGUGCAGGCGACCUGGAUGGCCUAUGAUAUGGUGGUGAUGCGGACCAACCCUGCACUAGCCGACUCCAUGCGCCGACUGGAGGAUGCCUUCCUCAACUGCAAGGAGGAGAUGGAGAAGAACUGGCAAGAGAUGCUGAAUGAGACCAAACGCAAGCAGUGACGCCUCCUGUGCCCCUGCCAUCCAGACAUGUCUUUGGGUCACACCACUUCCCUCCCAUUAAACCUGUUUUCAAGCCUC
This is a messenger RNA of Ochotona princeps (American pika), 484 nucleotides long. It is a transcript of the gene SYCE3, whose product is annotated as synaptonemal complex central element protein 3. Gene Ontology annotation, biological process: reciprocal meiotic recombination; spermatogenesis; synaptonemal complex assembly. The record is from RefSeq and is a predicted model, not a curated record. Gene Ontology annotation, cellular component: central element. The transcript has 3 exons. Bases 140 to 406 code for a protein of 88 amino acids. Lineage: Eukaryota; Metazoa; Chordata; Mammalia; Lagomorpha; Ochotonidae.